AUGUUCCUCAUCUUUCUGAUCCUGACAACCAUACCUUUCCUUUAUAGAGGUGAAAAAGAUAAUAGUGAUGAUCAGCCAGACGAAAAUAAUUUUAGGAAAGGGCAAUGGACAGCAGAAGAAGAUGCAGUUUUGGCAGCAUAUGUGACAAAACAUGGAACAGGAAAUUGGAACUUAGUCCAGAAAAACACAGGACUGGCUCGUUGUGGGAAAAGUUGUCGUUUAAGGUGGACAAAUCAUCUAAGACCAGGUUUGAGAAGAGGUCCAUUCAGCGAAGAAGAACAAAGUAAAGUCAUUGAGUUACAUGCGUUAUGGGGAAAUAAAUGGUCCAAGAUAGCAGAGAAGUUAACUGGACGAACAGACAAUGAAAUAAAGAAUUUUUGGAACACAAGAAUAAAGAAAAGAAAACGAUUGGGCUUAUCAUGCUACUCAGAUAAGCUACAAUCAGAAGCUAGUGUAGAAGCUUUCGCUCCCUCCUCCGAUAACUCAGAAGCAGGUCCAUCAUCAAAUGUACCACAUUUGACAUUCAACAAUUUCGAUACCAACGGUCAAAAUCAGCCUCAACCAUAUUUUCAUAAUGGUUAUUUUGAGACUGAGGGGAACUUGAGUUGUUGUCAGCUUAACACUGAUAACUGCAGCAAUCAAUAUCUACCUUACAACAAUCAGUUUCAAGGUUAUUCCAUGGGUUAUUGCAUGGAUGAUGAAGGUGCAUCUCACCACCCUUCUUACACGUUUGAUGAAGGUGCAUGUUCAAGUGACCACCCUUUUGACACGUUUGAUGAAGGUGCAUGUUCCAGCUGCAGUGACCACCCUUUUUACACGUUUGAUGAAGGUGCAUGUUCAUGUGGCCACCCUUUUUACACGUUUGAUGAAGGGGCAUGUUCAAGUGACCACCCUUUUUACACGUUUGAUGAAGGUGUAUGUUCAAUUGACCACCCUUUUUACACGUUUGAUGAGGGUGCAUGUUCAAGUGACCACCACCCUUUUUACACGUUUGAUGAAGGUGCAUGUUCAAGAGACCACCCUUUUUACACGUUUGAUGGAGGUGCAUGUUCAAGUGACCAACCUAAUUACAUGGUUAAUGAAGUUGCAUAUGACCCUCAUUGCAUGGUUGAUGAAGGUUUGGUAUCAGAAAUGCCUUUAUGUUCAAGUGGUCCUUGUUUGGGAUCAGAAAUACCUCUACAUUCAAGUGACCCUUGUUCCGUAUCAGAAAUGACUCUACGUUCAAGUGAACCUUGUUCCGUAUCAGAAAUGCCUCUACGUCCAAGUGGUCCCUGUUUGGGAUCAGAAAUACCUCUACGUUCAACUGACCCAUUUUCCGUAUCAGAAAUGCCUCUAUGUUUAAGCGACCCUUGUUCGGUAUCAAACAUACCUCUAUGUUCAAGUGGUCCUUGUUCGGUAUCAGAAAUACCUCUAUUACCAUCAUCAUCCACAGUUGAUGACUCAAUAUUGAAUGACUUAUCAUUUCCAUCAUUUGAUGAUCCAUCAUUUGAUGAUCCAUCACUUUAUGACCAAUACUCAUCGUGGUCACUACCACCGGAUCACACAUCAUUAUCGUUGCCACUAUUGGAUGACUUGUCAACACCCUUGUAUGACUCAUUGAUAGCAAAGGAGGAUAUUUCGACAAAUCAGUACCAUGAAACACUUCCUUCUCUCACCAAUGAGUAUCCAUAA
Messenger RNA from Sphenostylis stenocarpa, 1671 nucleotides. Lineage: Eukaryota; Viridiplantae; Streptophyta; Magnoliopsida; Fabales; Fabaceae. The record is from the annotation of a GenBank genome assembly.